UUCUUUCAUUUGCCACUUGAACAACUCUUAACCAGUUUUCAUCAAUGGCAGACCGUGACCGCUCUCUCCACGCCCAAGUUCACCCACAGCACCAGUACGACCACGUUGUUCGUGGCGGUACGGGGAAGAGCGAAGCCGGGACCUGGACUGGCAAAAACUAUCAAUCCGGCGGACCCUCAACAUCCCAAGUUCUAGCCGUCCUCGCCCUCCUCCCUAUCGGCGGAAGUCUCCUCGCGUUAGCCGGUUUAACUCUAACCGGAACCGUCAUCGGCCUAACCGUGGCGACACCUCUGUUCGUCAUAUUCAGCCCGGUCCUGGUCCCUGCCGCCAUUGCCGUUACAAUUGUGGUGGUCGGUUUCAUGUCGUCGGGUGCGUUUGGGGUGACGGGGCUGUCGUCGCUGUCGUACGUGUUCAACCGCUUGAGACGGGUGUAUAGCUCCGAUGAGCGCGACACGGAGCGGGCGAAGAGGGGCAUGCAUGAAAUGGUGGGGUAUGCAGGGCAGAAGACAAAGGAAGCUGGGCAGAAGACGAAGGAAGCCGGGCAGAAAAUGGAGAACAAGAGUCAUGAACAGGGUCAGGGUGUUAGGACUUGAUGAGUGCUGUUUUUCAUUUCCAAGCCUUGCAGUAGGUGUGUGAGACCGAGAC
This is a messenger RNA of Hibiscus syriacus, 645 nucleotides long. RefSeq names its product oleosin 16.4 kDa-like. Lineage: Eukaryota; Viridiplantae; Streptophyta; Magnoliopsida; Malvales; Malvaceae. Gene Ontology annotation, biological process: response to freezing; lipid storage; seed oilbody biogenesis. The coding region runs from base 45 to 593 and encodes 182 amino acids. The record is from RefSeq and is a predicted model, not a curated record. The transcript has a single exon. Gene Ontology annotation, cellular component: membrane; monolayer-surrounded lipid storage body.